AUGAAUACAGUCAGCCAGGAUGUGCCCAUCAGCCUGAAGCGGUCACUGCCCUCGAUGGCGUACAACGGCGACUUCGGACGGGCCUGGUAUCCAGGCGGAGGGUUGCCACCGCUGCCUCCACUGCCGGUUGACAAUACUUUGGCCGGCCGGCCUCUUGAGUUGGGCAGACCGCGUCACGAGCCUCUGGCAGAUCGGCCCGGCCUCUUCAACGAUGAUCCUCGAUCAGGCCUGCAUCAGAGCGCUCCGGUUCCGGUCGGCUAUACCGACAUCAAGUCAGCCUAG
Protopolystoma xenopodis is the source of this 282-nucleotide messenger RNA. Lineage: Eukaryota; Metazoa; Platyhelminthes; Monogenea; Polystomatidea; Polystomatidae. The record is from the annotation of a GenBank genome assembly.